GGAACCCUCCCAUCCCUUUGGAGAGUGUCAUGGUCUUUGAACAGACCCCGCAGGUGUCGCCGCGUAUUUCGCAACAUCGGAUCCCAGUCUUGCGAGGUUUGGUGGUUGACAGCUUGAGCUUUGGCACGUGUGUGAGGACGGCCGCCGCUCCGUUGAGGCGAACGAAGGUGUUGAGUCUCUUCCCGCGUUUCUUCGUUAAGUCUGAGUUGGAGGAUCCCAUCGAGUUGGCCUUUGAAGGAUCCGAGGUGUCUGUCCACAUGGAGCCUGGCGAUUUGGUGCCGGUGCAUCCUCCCAAUGACCGUGAGAGACUCUUCUUUCGCAGCGCUGGGGUGACAUCCCAAGCUUUCUCCUUCAAAGGACUUGAUGGAGUGGAGCGAUGCCGUACCUUCCAUGUGUCACGAGACCGGCAGAACUCCAAUACCAAUUCGGAGUUGAGUUUCGUGCAGGUGGAUGUGCAAAAAACCACCUUCCCGGCGAAGAAUCACGUCCCUUUGACCGAGGGCUAUUUCCUGGUCUUGCGGAAGGGUGACUUCCGAUGUGCAGAGGAUUUGUUGUUCCACUUCGACAACCAGACACCGCACAGUUUCUUCGCCACGAUUUCAGGGCUGCAAAGCAUGCCGAUGGCCUCCCAAAAGCUGCUCAUCUUGACCAGUGGAUCACAACUUUGGCAACACCUCGUUGGCUUUCAGGACCCAGAACAGUGCUUGAAGGUGCACGUCAAGUUGUGCCGUGACAACCGGGCGCUGCGAGACGAUCGAAGCAGCCGGGAGCUGGUGAGUCAGAGUUUGGGUCAUGCGGUAACCAGUCGGCUCCACGCCAAACCCUUCGCGCUGGAAGCCAGUCUGAGGUUGACCCAUGCCUGGUAUGAUCAGCCACCUAAUUCAGCGGAGGAUUCGAUGGAUUGCAUGGACGAUACAGGUCCUUAUCGUCUUGGCAGGUGGCGUCGGAGGGUCUUUGUGACCGGUGAGUUCUGCAUCCAGAGCUGGAAGGAUUCCGCCUUCGUCCCGCAGAAGGCCAUGGUUGAGCUCAUCCUGGAGGACUUGAAGAACCAGAAAGGCACUGAACCUGAGAUCUUUGUUGCGGGCAUCAACUCCGUGAAGCCGUGUCCUGGCGAAGACGUGAGUGGUGUGGCUGCUGUGAGGGGAGCUCUGCGAGACAAGUGGCAGGUCUCCUUCGUUUCGGGCGAAGCGAUGUGGAAAGGAUCCCUGCAUGGCUUGCCGGCGUGGCGUCAGCAGUUGAUUGAAGCAGCAGAAGCUCAGCAGGUGGUGGAGCUCCAAACUCGUCUGGAGCUUCGCUUCUCCACAUCCAGUGGAGGAGUGCAUCGCUUCACCAUUUGCGCAGCACCAGGGUGGUCGGGUGUUCGUGAGGAAGCUGAGGACCACAAAGAGAAGUCAAGUUGGACUUUGACCAUCCACGUCCCCAUUUUGUCGGUGAGUUGGAUCCAUCGCCACGAAGAGGUCCUGGCAUUGCGUUUGAAGGGCAUUCGCUUGGAGAUGGGGCAGCAUGCCAACGAACGAAACUUUGACAUCGGCAUGCAGCACCUUCAGGUGGACCACUUCAUCGAUGGUGGGGAAUUGCCAGUGGUUUUGAACCGACGUUUCUUGCACAUCAACAGUCGGUGGUUGCGAGAGAAGGCUGUGCAGAUCACAGCACGCUGGAUCGGUGGCAGCCACAUCAUCAAGAAGCUCUCGGUGAGUAUGGUUCCGUACUGGCUCAACCUGGAGCUUGGAGUGCUCAUUAGGCUAUUGGAUCUCGCCGAAUCCAUGGGCUUCAGGGAAGCAUCACCAGAUGAAGGUGUCCGCGUCCCCUUGGAACCGCCGCAACAGCCCUCAUCCCUGGCGGAUGCCAAACAUAUGGAGGUCUGGCGAUUGGAAACUUUAGUCGUGGAACCUCUACGUUUGACCAUCAUGGUGCGUUCGCCGGACGUGGCGGCGACGCGCGACAACACCAUCGCACGACGGAUCCGCUUCCUGCCCGUGGAUAUGCCCAACAUGGAUUUGAAGGUGGAUAGGACGGUGCUGACGAAUCAGUUCGGCUCGAUCCAACAGAUCUUGGGCACGCUGGGAAGUUUGUACAAGAGAAAGGCUCGAAACUCGGCUCUGUUGUCGGUGAUGCUCUCGUACAUGGCAGCCAUUUUGAAGGGAAGCAUGAAUGCCCUGUGGUGGUUGGCUCGUGGCCCUUAUGACGCUUUGGACGCUGCAAAUCAGAACGAAGGAGAGAGAGAUUGGUUCUUCUGGGUGGAUCCUUUGGUCCAGGGUUUGUCUGAGGGCACCUAUCGUGCCUUCGCAGAACUGGUAGGAAACGCCCUCUUUGGCGUGGUUUUGAUCCUGAACAGUAUCCGGCAGGUGAUUCUGGGCGUCCCAAGGCCCAGGGCCCAGAGUUUUCUGGACGGCAUCCUGCAGGGCUUCUUCGGCCUGGUGGUUGACACUUUCCUGACGCCCAUGCGGCAGCUAGUGCUGCAGACACAGAUCGCGUAUCACGACUGGGGCAUCUCUCGGGCCUCGCUGGUCUUCUGUUUGUGCCUACUAAGGGUCUUCUUGGGUCCUUUCCUGGGCCUCUUACACCUUUGCGCCUCCAUCUUGGAGGGAUUGGCGAACUUGUUGUUGCACGAAGAGGCGCAGUUCGCGCCCUUCGAGCUGCAACGUGCACCGGAACCCGAACCAGCGCGGACCCUGACAGGAGUGCCAUCAGGAGCCAAUCCUGCAUCACAGGUGGCCGUCCCUUUUCAAAGCACCUCCUACGGCAUCGGCGCUUGGGAUGCACCGGCCACUCCUCCGCCACAGGCUUCAACUGCCUUGUCGCGCAUUGCUGGAGGUCGCACUCCGCCUGCGAAUAGUUUAGGAGCCAAGAGCAUGCGCAUUACCGAGACUUCGUCGUGGUGGAGGAAGCGCUACUCCUUGGGCUCCUUGACCAACAUGUUGGCCGACGACGAUGCCGUGAUGGAUAGGAUGCAGCUACCAGUGCAGUAUGCCUUGAACCCUUGAGGAGCCCAGCAGACUCGGGGGAGCCAGCUCUGAACGGGUCGUGUGUCCGUUCGGAAC
Cladocopium goreaui is the source of this 3041-nucleotide messenger RNA. The record is from the annotation of a GenBank genome assembly. NCBI's taxonomy places the organism in Eukaryota, Dinophyceae, Suessiales, Symbiodiniaceae.